AUGCCAGAGACAAUGCGCGCAGUGCAAGUUCUCGGGGACAAGUCGGCGCCUCAGCUCAGCUUCGUGAGGACCGUCCCCGUGCCCUCUGCGACCAGCGACGAGGUGCUGGUCCGCAUAUCGGCCGCGGGCAUCACCGCCGACGAAAUUUCAUGGCCAGAACUCUACGAGUCCAACCGUGUCCCUGGUCACGACAUCGCCGGUACAGUGAUUUCUGUCGGGCCCGACUACAAGGGCAGCGUCAAGUCCGGCGACGAAAUAUUCGCCAUGAUCAAGGCCGCGACCCGAGCCGGCGGCCAGGCGGAUUUCGUGGCCGUGGGCGGCAACGAUGUGGCGCGCAAACCCGCGCGCCUCUCCAUGGGCGAGGCGGCGGCACUGCCCAUCCCGGUCCUGACAGCAUGGGAGGCCCUGCACGAGCACACGACGAUUCAAAAGGGGGACAGAGUCCUGGUUACGGGCGCGUCGGGCGCGGUCGGUACCAUGCUGGUGCAGAUUGCGAGCAAGGUGCUCGGCGCCGAGGUGACGGCCCUCGCGUCUGCCAAGAGCCACGCACACCUGCAGAGUCUUGGGGCCAGCCACUGCAUCGACUACCACGCCACGGGCUGGGAAUCGCGCGUGGGCGCCGUCGACGCCGUCUUUGACACGGUCGGGAGCGACGUCUACCGGAAGAGCUGGCGCAGCUUGCGACAGGGUGGCACCAUGGUCACCGUCGCCGAUCCGCCCCCGGAAUGGGCGUUUAGCGGCGGCAAGCCAGAGGAGCUGGCGGGGAAUCCGGAUGCCAAAUUUGUGUACUUUAUCGUGACCGCCAGCGGCGAGCGUCUGGGCGCGACGGCGUCGUUGUUUGACAGCGGGGUGCUGAAACCGCUGCCCGUGGUCGAGUUUGAGGCGGACGAUGCGUUGCAGGCGUGGAAGUAUGCCGGGCAGCGGGGGAAAGACGGAAAGGCAGUCAUCAAAUUUACUUGA
Cordyceps militaris CM01 is the source of this 960-nucleotide messenger RNA. Its product is annotated as zinc-containing alcohol dehydrogenase, putative. Gene Ontology annotation, molecular function: oxidoreductase activity. Bases 1 to 960 code for a protein of 319 amino acids. The transcript has a single exon. The record is from RefSeq and is a predicted model, not a curated record. Lineage: Eukaryota; Fungi; Ascomycota; Sordariomycetes; Hypocreales; Cordycipitaceae.